Molecule: messenger RNA, 255 nt
Organism: Closterium sp. Naga37s-1
Lineage: Eukaryota; Viridiplantae; Streptophyta; Zygnematophyceae; Desmidiales; Closteriaceae
Source: the annotation of a GenBank genome assembly
GUGGCACUGAAGCAGCAGCAGGAGGAGCAGGCGAGGAGGGAUGAGGAAGAGAGGCGGAGGGAGAGGGAGGAGGAGGAGGUGAGGAGGCUGCAGCGGCAGAUGGUGCAGAGGGCUAUACUCAUGCCCUUCUUUGGACCCCCGUUUCAAACCCCGCAGGUCUACCAAGCGGCCCACACUGUCUCGCUCCCAUCUGCUGCACACCAAUGCCAGGCAUGCAACAGCAGCAGGCAGCAUGUGCGGCAUCUCCUUGCUUAG